Clonostachys rhizophaga is the source of this 675-nucleotide messenger RNA. NCBI's taxonomy places the organism in Eukaryota, Fungi, Ascomycota, Sordariomycetes, Hypocreales, Bionectriaceae. The record is from the annotation of a GenBank genome assembly.
AUGCACUUCCUUCAGACUCUCGCGGUUCUCAGCGGCGCUCUGAUCAGCAGCUGCCAUGGCCGGCCUCAGAUCGGUCCCCAACUUGCCCCUCGCGAUAGCUGGGGAGGGGCUGUCAGUCUUGGGCCAACCACUUCGACUAUCAAGAAGGCGGUGACGACUAUUAUUCCGGGCGCUGCACCACCAACGCAGAACGGAGUUCUCUUUCUCUGGCCUGGCAUGUCCAACGGAACCGGUGACCUUGUUCAGACAACGCUCGAGUCUUGGCCUGACAACAGCUGGUGUGGUGCUAAGUCUGGCCAGUGGUGCGUUCGAGCCUCGCUUUUUGGAUGGUUUGGACAGCUAGACGGCCCAGCCAGCCCCGUGAGCGCUAACCAGAAGGUCAAGAUUAAGCAAGAUGUUACUGAUGCUGAUACUGGCGCUGUUCUGAGCACCUUCUCCUACAAGUCUGGUCCUUUCAUGCGCGGAUAUGGCACUGGAACUGAGUGUAACGAUGGCUGCUCUGGAACUAUUGCCGAGCAGCGUUACAUCAAUACCGAGAUCACCCUGGCUGGCUCGGAUAAGAACUUUGGAAAGACAAUCGCAACAUCUCAAGGUGCUACUUAUUCAGGGCUGGCGAGCAAUAGCGACGGGUCGGUGUGGACAAUUUCUGAGAUUCGCAUCCCGAAGAUGGUUUAA